Molecule: messenger RNA, 838 nt
Organism: Corticium candelabrum
Lineage: Eukaryota; Metazoa; Porifera; Homoscleromorpha; Homosclerophorida; Plakinidae
Product: proteasome activator complex subunit 3-like
Exons: 10
Coding region: 70-786 (238 amino acids)
Biological process (GO): regulation of G1/S transition of mitotic cell cycle; positive regulation of endopeptidase activity; regulation of proteasomal protein catabolic process
Cellular component (GO): proteasome activator complex; cytoplasm; nucleoplasm
Molecular function (GO): endopeptidase activator activity
Source: RefSeq, a predicted model, not a curated record
CUACGCCACCUUUCAUACGUCGUAUUCGUCGUCUAUUUUUCGUCCGAGAAGUCCUAGACACAGUGUGUGAUGGCAGAGACACAUGAUAAACAACUAAAAGAAUUCAAAGAUGAGUUCAACAAAGAGGCUGAGAAAAUGCUUCGUGAAUGUUUUCCCAAGAAAGUCGUCGAAUUGAACUCUUUGCUACAUUCUGAUGUGUUUCAAGUUGCCUAUUCACCAUUAUUUCCACGGAUGAACAAGGCAGGUGUGGACGAAAGCUGCGAUGAUGUGAAUCCAAUAGCUAAGAAGCGGAAACUACACGAUGGUGCAGUGUUGGAUGGAGUUACUGAUGGUGGCAUUCAAGGCGUGUCUGCUAAUCGACAAAUUGGCGAAGGGAUUCGUCGUCUCAAACCAGAGAUUAUAACACUAGUAACAAGUUGCAACAAGAUGAAAGUUUGGAUUCAACUUUUAAUUCCGAGAAUCGAAGACGGCAACAACUUUGGAGUUUCAAUCCAGGAAGAAAUUCUGGGAGAAGUUUCACGCGUAGAGACAGAUGCAUCGUCUUUUCUUGAUCACAUUUCAAGAUAUUACAUUGCUAGAGGAAAACUGGCAUCAAAAUUACUGAAGUAUCCAACUGUGGAGGAUUAUCGGAUUGCAGUCGAUGAGUUAGACGAAAAGCAGUACGUCAAUCUACGUCUCACUCUUUGUGAAAUGAGAAACAUCUACUCAUCGCUGCAUGACAUGAUCAUGAAGAAUCUGGAAAAGAUCAAGAAACCCAGAAGCUCACGCUUGGAAACAAUGUAUUGAAUAGGUUGUAGAUAUAUUGUCGUGAUGUAUUGUAAUAGAUCAUUACAAUGUA